This is a messenger RNA of Purpureocillium takamizusanense, 1670 nucleotides long. RefSeq names its product mRNA (guanine-N(7))-methyltransferase (gene ABD1). Gene Ontology annotation, biological process: 7-methylguanosine mRNA capping. The coding region runs from base 68 to 1540 and encodes 490 amino acids. The transcript has a single exon. The record is from RefSeq and is a predicted model, not a curated record. Gene Ontology annotation, cellular component: nucleus. Gene Ontology annotation, molecular function: mRNA 5'-cap (guanine-N7-)-methyltransferase activity. Lineage: Eukaryota; Fungi; Ascomycota; Sordariomycetes; Hypocreales; Ophiocordycipitaceae.
CCUCGCCCUUCAUCACAACACCAAAAGUUGCGCCGCAGUCGAAAACUGCCGCAUAGACACUCUCACCAUGUCGGACCGCGAGAAUGGAUCCGCUUCUGUGUCGCGCUCGGAGCAUGACUCCAAAAAGAACAACAAGAGACCCGCCGACGAUGACGUCCAGGAUGAUCUGCCCCAGCCCUACAAUGCAAACUCGCUUCAGGCCGCCAAGCGCCGCCAGCUCUCCCCGUCCGAACAGCCGCGCAAGCAGAAGCGUCCGGGCGCACGUGCCCGAUUCUCCGAGGCCGAGCGCGAAGCCAUCCGUCAGCGCCAGAUCGAGCGUGAACGAGCCGCCGCGGCGACGGAAGCAGCCGUUGCCGAGCAGAACCGCGUGCGAGGCGUGCACGACGUCGUGAGACAACACUACAACAGCGUCCCUGAGCGAGGACGCGAUUGGCGGACGAGGGACAGUAAAAUCAAGGGAUUGCGCGUCUUCAACAAUUGGAUCAAGAGCUGCAUCAUCCAGCGCUACUCGCCCGAUGAAGAUCACUCGCCCGGCUCCCGUGAGAUGGGCCGUUCCAGCGGCAAGGACCUCUUGGUGCUCGACAUUGGAUGCGGAAAAGGCGGCGACCUGAACAAGUGGCAGCAGGCCCCUCAGCCUAUUGAGCUUUACGUGGGCCUCGAUCCUGCAGACGUGAGCAUCGAGCAAGCAAGAGACCGAUACCGAAAUCUGAGCUCUCGGGGCGGUCGCGGCGGUCGGGGUGGUUUCCGCGGAGGUCGCCCGUCGCGGCUGUUUGAUGCGCGGUUCCAAGUCAAAGAUUGCUACGGAGAGAGCAUAGAGGACGUCGAAAUCAUUCGGCAGGUCGGCUUCGACCCGUCGCCCAUGAACCGCCGCGGUUUCGACGUCGUUAGCAUGAUGUUCUCGAUGCACUACGCCUUUGAGUCGGAGAAGAAUGCCCGCACUAUGCUGCGGAACGUUGCCGGCGCUCUCAAGAAAGGCGGUCGCUUCAUCGGUUGCAUUCCAAAUUCUGACGUCCUCGGCGAGCACGUCCGCAAAUUCAACGAGAAGCACGCCACCAAGGACAAGACCAAGGAAAACGGCGAGGAGAAGCCCAAAGAUGGAGAGUCGACCACACCUACGGGAACGCCUCCCCCAGCUGAGCAGGAGGAUGGAGAACUUGAGGAGGGCGAGGCCGAGCCGACGGCCGAGUGGGGAAACUCCAUCUACCGCGUCCGCUUCCCCGGCAAGACGCCCGAGGACGGCGUGUUCCGACCGGCGUUCGGCUGGAAGUACAAUUUCUUCCUCGACGAGGCCGUUGAGGAGGUGCCCGAGUACGUGGUCCCGUGGGAGGCCUUUCGAGCGCUUGCGGAAGAUUUCAACCUUGAGCUGCAGUUCCACCGCACGUUCCCCGAGAUCUGGGAGGCUGAGAAGGAUGACCCAGAGCUGGGCCCGCUGAGCGAGCGGAUGGGCGUGCGGGAGAGAGGCGGCGGCCCACUGCUCGUGUCCGACGAGGAGAUGGAGGCGGCUAGCUUCUACAUUGGCUUCUGUUUCUACAAGGUCUAGGGGCUGACGAGAAUGGAGAUGGUGGUCUAAUGCCCUCAUCAUCCGGGGAUAAGUGUAUCAUCAGGUAGCGACAGUCAAGCCGGUCAAUUUCCAAGAACUGAAUUCUGAAAGGUCUUCGCUAGCCUAGCCG